GCUCGGAGCAUUUUCGCUUUCGGUUUCCAGGGAUUUCCGAGAAACUGGUGUAAACCCGAGAACUGAGGUGCCAGGGCAUAAAGGGCAGGGGUGGAUCCUGUAGGAGUGGGGUAGGGCGGGAGGAAUAUAAGCGUCAGGAGCUCCCCGGUGCUCCCUGCGGAGCCGCUUCGUCCCGACCUUCUUCCAGGUGAAGGUCCUGGGCCGUGACAUGCCCGGGGAGCCUCGGCAGGACAGCUCCUGGCAGAGGGUGUCCUUGGUCACAGCAGCUUCUGUGACCAAAUACUCUGGAGCAGCCCAAGAGCUGGCUGGGAGAGUGAACCCUGAGAAAAGGACCUGGGAGAGAAGAGGCAUGGAAUUACUGGUAGGAGCUGCUGCUAUGGUUGGUGUGAAGCUGGUUGAGAAAUUCAUAGACGAGGCAUUCGAGCGUAGAAAAAAAGGAUGGAAACCAGAGGCCUCAAAGCCCCAGGAAUCAUGGAUGAAGGAGGACUUCAAGGAGCUCAUCCAACAAGUGAAAGCUAUGCGUGAAGAUCUCCAGAAAGGGCAGGAAUCCAAAAAAGGAUGGGAACCAGAGGCCUCAAAGCCCCAGGAAUCAUGGAUGAAGGAGGACUUCAAAGAGCUCAUCCAACAAGUGAAAGCUAUGCGUGAAGAUCUCCAGAAAGGGCAGGAAUCCAAAAAAGGAUGGGAACCAGAGGCCUCAAAGCCCCAGGAAUCAUGGAUGAAGGAGGACUUCCAGAAGCUCACGCGAGAAAUGAAAGCUUUGCGUGAAGAUCUCCAGAAAGGGCAGGAAUACACAAAUUGGCUUUUUCAGCUGCUCAUAGAAGGCCUGAACCAGGAACUAGGUGAGCAGGGCCACUCCCAAGCACUUCCAUCUCUCUCAACACCAAAGCUGCUCUACAGGCAAACCACUCUGAGAGCUCAUCCUGCACAGCUCCUCAAAGGGGCUGGAGAAGGACGGCCCUGACAUGGGGCACAGCUUUUGUGCUGCCUGACCC
Pseudopipra pipra is the source of this 992-nucleotide messenger RNA. RefSeq lists its product as uncharacterized. Lineage: Eukaryota; Metazoa; Chordata; Aves; Passeriformes; Pipridae. The coding region runs from base 209 to 961 and encodes 250 amino acids. The transcript is spliced from 7 exons. The record is from RefSeq and is a predicted model, not a curated record.